UUAGUGAAGUGAAGUGAAGUGAAUCCAAAGUAAUGAACAUUUUCCAAAUAAGAUAUGACCUAAAGGACUAUGUUACCAGGUCAUAAAAUUAAAAAAAUAAAACGUUUGACUUUGCUUUGACUUGACGUUUGUGUCUGUGUCGUGCGUUUGUGAUUAGUGACUAGAAUUAACGCCGCUCGUAAUUUGUACCAGUGAUAUAAAUCUAAUAUCUACAACUAACUCAGAAUUCUGUUUCAGUUUCUUUUUUCAAGACAAACACCUUCAUAUACUUAGAAAUAAGUAUCUUGGCGUAAGCAAUUAUGGAGUUGUUGCAGGGCGGCGGAGGUGCUGCGGCGGCGCUGGGCCCGGGUGCCUUCCUCGCCGCGCCGGUCUACGACCUGCAGCAAGUCGGAGAUGUUUACACAGGUCCGGGCGCCAAGUGCUCCACGCUGCCGGCCAUCCUGGGCGGGUCGCUGCCGCGGCUCACCUCGGAGCAGGCGGACGCGGUGUCGCGCGCCAAGAAGUACGCCAUGGAGCAGAGCAUCAAGAUGGUGCUCAUGAAGCAGACACUCGCGCACCAGCAGCAGCAGAUGGCCUCGCAGCGCACGCAAGUGCAGCGCCAACAGGCCCUCGCCCUCAUGUGCAGAGUGUACGUGGGAUCUAUAUCGUUUGAGUUGAAGGAGGACACGAUCCGGCAGGCGUUCCUGCCGUUCGGGCCCAUCAAGUCCAUCAACAUGUCCUGGGACCCCGUCACUCAGAAGCACAAGGGCUUCGCUUUCGUCGAGUACGAGAUCCCCGAGGCCGCGCAGCUCAGCCUCGAGCAGAUGAACGGCGUCAUGCUCGGCGGCAGGAAUAUAAAAGUGGUCGGGCGGCCCUCCAACAUGCCGCAGGCGCAGGCUGUCAUCGACGAGAUCCAGGAGGAGGCCAAGCAGUACAACCGCAUCUACGUCGCCUCCAUUCACCCAGAGCUCACCGAGGACGACAUCAAGAACGUGUUCGAAGCGUUCGGGCCUAUCACCUACUGCAAGCUGGCCCAGGGCUCCUCCGCGCACAAGCACAAGGGCUACGGCUUCAUCGAGUACUCCACGCUCUCCGCCGCCCUCGAGGCCAUCUCCUCCAUGAACCUGUUCGACCUGGGCGGGCAGUACCUGCGCGUGGGCCGCGCCAUCACCCCUCCCGCCGCCCUGGCCGGCCCGCCCCACGCCGCGCCCAUGCCCACCGCCGCCGCCGUCGCCGCCGCCGCCGCCACCGCCAAGAUACAGGCCAUGGACGCCGUCGCCAGCAACGCCGUCGCCCUCGGCCUCACCAAGCUCAACGCGCUCGGCGUGCCGCCCGCCGCCGCCCUGCCCACCCUCGCCGCCGCGCUGCCCGUCACGCUGCCCGUCACGCUGCCCGCCGCCCUGCCCGCCGCGCUGCCCGGCACGCUGCCCGUCGCGCUGCCCGGCCUGCCCGGCCUGCCCGCCGUCGUCCCGCCGCUCGCCGCCAUCCCGCCGCCCGCCGUCAUCCCUCCGCCCGGCGUCGUCAUCCCCGCGGCGACCGCAGCGGGAGGAGGCGCGGGAGCGGCGAGCGGCGCGGCGAGCGAGGGCGGCCAGCAGGCGGCGCUGCAGCGCAAGCUGCUCGACACCUCGCCCGACACUCUCCAGCAGCAGGAGUCACUCUCCAUCUCCGGACAGUCCGCGCGACACCUCGUCAUGCAGAGGCUGAUGCGGCGGCGCGCCUCGCGCACCGUGCUGCUGCGCAACAUGGUCUCCGCGGACGAGGUGGACGAAGCGCUGCAUCACGAGAUACAGGAGGAGUGCUCCAAGUGGGGCCGCGUGGAGCGCCUCGUCAUCUACAACGAGCGCCAGAGCGACGACGACGACCCCGCGCACGCCCACGUCAAGAUAUUCGUGCAGUUCGCCGAGCCUGAAGAAGCGGCGGCGGCGGCGGCGGCGCUCGACGGACGGUACUUCGGCGGCCGCACCGUGCGCGCCGCCCUCUACGACCAGGACCUCUUCGACCACGGCGACCUCUCCGCCUAGCGAGCGCCCGCACGCGCCCCGCGCCCAC
Messenger RNA from Papilio xuthus (Asian swallowtail), 2028 nucleotides. It is a transcript of the gene hfp, whose product is annotated as Poly(U)-binding-splicing factor hfp. Gene Ontology annotation, biological process: regulation of alternative mRNA splicing, via spliceosome; alternative mRNA splicing, via spliceosome; mRNA splice site recognition. Bases 300 to 2000 code for a protein of 566 amino acids. NCBI's taxonomy places the organism in Eukaryota, Metazoa, Arthropoda, Insecta, Lepidoptera, Papilionidae. The record is from RefSeq and is a predicted model, not a curated record. Gene Ontology annotation, cellular component: precatalytic spliceosome; catalytic step 2 spliceosome. The transcript is spliced from 11 exons. Gene Ontology annotation, molecular function: RNA binding.